Molecule: messenger RNA, 355 nt
Organism: Closterium sp. Yama58-4
Lineage: Eukaryota; Viridiplantae; Streptophyta; Zygnematophyceae; Desmidiales; Closteriaceae
Source: the annotation of a GenBank genome assembly
UGAAAGUGGUUGACCUAGGCAGUGACGAUGGCUCGUCGCUGCACGAGGUGCAGGACAGGAGGGCGGCGCUCAUACGGGAGGUGAUUAUAUGGAGCCGCCUCUCGCACCCCCACAUUGUGCCGGUGAUAGGAGCGCAUAUCCCCCUUCUCUCCCCCGAGGCCCACCCAUCCCCGUCCCCCCGAAAGCCGGGGCAGCAGAGGGUGGACUCGCGCCUGCGGGGCGAGCAGGCGUGCGUUGUCAGUCAGUUGAUUGGCACGGGAGUGACUCUCAAGGAGUAUUUGGCUCGCACUGCCAGGGAGAAGAGGAAACUGCCGCUGCACAUGCUGGUGGAUUUAGCCAUGCAGCUCGCCAAGAG